Messenger RNA from Moneuplotes crassus, 999 nucleotides. NCBI's taxonomy places the organism in Eukaryota, Ciliophora, Spirotrichea, Euplotida, Euplotidae. The record is from the annotation of a GenBank genome assembly.
AUGCAAAGUGGUACUGAAAGAAAAGCUAGGAAGACCAAAUUCUUCGAGAGAGUCUACAACAUCUUUGACAAGUACAAGAGAGCUCUAUUAGUGCAGUGUGAUAAUAUCUCUGCUCGACAGAUUCAUGAUUGCAGGAAAGAGCUCAGGGCUGGCAAUUCUUUGAUGCUCAUGGGAAAGAACACUCUUAUUAAAGCAGCUCUACAGAAGAGACUCACUAAGCCUAUUAGAGGAGAUCCAGAUUUUGAAGGAAGAAGCAAAACUUGGACUCCUAUUGAUUAUAUGGAGCCAUUUGUUAAAUUAUUAAAGGGAAAUCUAGGAAUAAUUUUAACUAAUCAUGAUUUGGCUGACAUUAAGGAGAUCAUUGAUAGACAUGCUAGAGAAGCUCCUGCAAAAGUUGGUGCCAUCGCUCAGUGUGAUGUCUGGAUUAGAGCUGGGCCAACUGGAUUGGAGCCAAGACAGACCCUCUUCUUUCAGAAUUUAGGAAUUCCGACAAAGAUUUCUAGGACUCAGAUUGAAAUUACGACAGAUAAGCAAAUUAUCUUCGAAGAAGAGAAAGUUGGCAGCAACGAAGCCGCUCUUUUGCAAAAACUAAACAUUAACCCAUUUUCUUACAAGUUGAAAGUUGUCAAUGUAUUUGAUAAUGGAAAGGUAUAUGGUCCAGAAGUCCUCAAUAUAACCCCAGAGACCAUUGUUGAGUCAUACAAGAAGGUUAUCUCCAAUGUUGCCUGUCUUUCUCUUGAGACUGGUAUUCCGACCAAAGCCUCUGCAUCACACAGUAUCAUGAGAGUGUUCAAGAACUUGCUUGCUGUCACCUUUGAAAGUGACUACACAUUUAAACAGGCUGAUAUAAUCAAGGACGCUGCUGUAGCAGUCUCCGCUUCACACAAAAAAUCUGCUGAUGAGGAGCCUGAUAUCCAAGAGCCACAGGAAGAAGAAGCUGAAGAAGACUUCGGAGGCGGUGCUGCCAAUCUAUUCGGAGAUGAUUCCGAUGACUACUAG